CCGACAGCAAUUUUGACCACGGACUAGCUCUCCUUUGCCGUCCAGACUAGCCUGAUAUGGAUCCGCCAUGGGACUCGAUUCGCUCCUUCCACCCCUCUGCUGCAGAGCGGGGGGAGCCUUCUUGUCCUUCCUUCGCUGUACCGCUCCUUCAGUCGUCCCCCAACAGCCGCCUCCAGCAGCCAUACUUAUACCGCCACCAACUGCCGCCCUUCGCCCCUUAGAUUUCUUCUUCCUCAUCGUCUCCUCACGCAACCCCGCCUUCUUCUUCUUAUCCUCCUCCCCUUUAUCCUUCACGCCGCCUCCGCUCGUCGACCACUCCGCCCUAUCAGCAUGGCCAACGCUCCUCUAUUUCAGUCUGCGCCUCAAAGACGGAGGACAGUCGGGCCCCAUUGGAGCUCAGUCCAGCCGCAUGCUAUCAGUACCACGACUGCUACCUCUGCACCCAGUCCGAGUGAUCUCCCUCAUGGUGCGAUUGCACUGAUGCAGCAGGGUGUGCACUCCUCCUUCCUGAAUGCCAUCUCCCGACCAGACCUCAAUCCCGACUACAGCAACCCUAUUAAACCAGCCGCAACUGCAGCUGCUCUCAACAACAGUAACACUAAUGCUGUCUCAGCCUCGGUACAACAAGAACAUGUAUCGCCUAAACAUGUCUCCUCUGAACACUAUCGGCUGAACCUCCGGCAGCAACACCCUACAGCGCAAGACUUGCCCAUCGCAGUGUCAACGUCCAUAGGCAACCAUCAAGGGACGUCUCCAUUUCUACUCACAGAGCACCAACGCCAACAGCAGUUGUAUAUGCAGCAAUUGGAGUUGAUGCAGCGGUUACAUACCAUACCAGGAAGUACCGCACGUCCAUGGUACCCAACUUUCGGCCCAGCUCACACCACCACCUGCAGUGACAGCACCAUCCUUCUGCUCAACAGCCCACAGCGAUUUAAUCAGACCAGCCAUGCAAAGCUCAACAAGCAAUCCGUAGGACCCCAUUGGCGAUCCGUCCACUCAGCCUCAGCCUCGCCAAUGUCUUCACCACCGCCGUCCUCACCUCAGUUCCCUUCUCUCUCCUUGACUGCCAAAGCCGUCUCUGGAAACGACUACGAAGAAUACGGCCUUGAUCGCACGGCUGUCAUGAUGUCUUUAGGAACAACAGGUAGUGAGACGACCAGCGCGCCUUCAUCUCCGUCAUCUCCUUGUGGAUCUUCCUUAGGAUCCUCACCCGUAAGCAUAAUUUCCACUACGGGCGCAUCGCCUGAUAUGGACUAUUCAAGGAGAAUAUUUGCGCAAACACAACAUUCGUUGGAUCAGCAGUACUCGUUGCAGUACACCGGCAUUCGGCAGGAUCUUCGUGCCUCUCUAAAGGUCGAAGCGGAAAAUUUGAUGGAGGAGAUCCCAGGCACAACUAACAGUCCAAUCCAGCUGAGAGGAUCAUCUUAUAGUCAAAGUACAAAACGCAAAGCAACAUGGCAGGAUGACGAGUCCCUGGAACAUUCUGACCCACCGAUUUCGACAUCUUCUUUUCUCAAUGAAUUUGCCCCUGACGGAUCGGGCAAGUCGAUGUCUUUGAUGCAGCAAUCUACCCGGAAUACUAUUUUGGGUGAUCACAAUGGCUCAUUUGAACACCACUACAGCACAGCAAAUUUUACAGAGCUGGAUUACAGACCGCAGGACGACACAGAACCCAUGAUAUUGACACCUGCAGACAGUACCUAUGGUCAAAUGAGUGUCGAUGUUAGUGCCGCCAACAGUGUACAGGAUUUUGGCGACGAUGAUGUGGACGAGGGUGCGUUUAUGAGGAGCAACCUAUCUUUACCGAAGAGAUCGAGGUCCCGGCUGGACACGCAGGCGAUCCAUGCGGGAGGGCUCUCAGAGAUUGAAGUCCGACGACAGGAGUCGGGUCAACGAACCCUGGAUAUCUUUCAACAGUGCUUUUACAAUGCCGCGGCAGCGUCGUGGUGAGGCAGCAACAAUAGUGUACAUCUAAUUAUCUCAUGUAAUAUAGCAUCUUUAAUAAUAAACUGUGCGAGCU
This is a messenger RNA of Gamsiella multidivaricata, 2023 nucleotides long. RefSeq lists its product as uncharacterized. The transcript has a single exon. Lineage: Eukaryota; Fungi; Mortierellomycota; Mortierellomycetes; Mortierellales; Mortierellaceae. The record is from RefSeq and is a predicted model, not a curated record. The coding region runs from base 331 to 1953 and encodes 540 amino acids.